This is a messenger RNA of Guyanagaster necrorhizus, 2337 nucleotides long. RefSeq names its product exo-beta-1,3-glucanase. Lineage: Eukaryota; Fungi; Basidiomycota; Agaricomycetes; Agaricales; Physalacriaceae. The transcript has 20 exons. The record is from RefSeq and is a predicted model, not a curated record. The coding region runs from base 1 to 2337 and encodes 778 amino acids. Gene Ontology annotation, molecular function: polygalacturonase activity.
AUGGCGCCCCAUUCCUACAGGCUCUUCUUCAUCGUAGCUCUCAGUUACAUUGUCACAUUUGUCUCUGCCCUAGGGACUACUUGCUCCUCUCCUCUCACAUCUGGCACUGCUGCAUCCUCUGACCCCUACUGGCUUCAGAACAUCAAGCACCAAGGCACCUCUGCUUUCAAUUCUAACCCAAGCUCAUACACGGUUUUCCGGAACGUCAAGGACUAUGGUGCAGUUGGCAAUGGAGUUACUGACGAUACCGCUGCCAUCAACGCUGCGAUUAGUGCUGGUAAUCGAUGCGGUGACGGCACUUGCGCGUCUUCGACAGUGACGCCCGCGCUCGUGUACUUCCCCCAAGGCACAUACCUAGUUUCUAGUCCGAUCAUUGCGUACUACUACACGGAGCUUGUCGGAGAUGCCAGAAAUCCACCAACCCUCCUUGCGGCACCGUCUUUCGCGGGAAUGGCUGUCAUUGAUGCGGAUCCCUACCUCGUUGGAGGUGGUGGUUCUCAGUGGUACACGAAUCAGAACAACUUCUUCCGGUCCGUUAGGAACUUCGUUAUAGAUGUUUCUCAGAUGCCUGCAACGAGUACUGGUACCGGUAUUCACUGGCAGGUGGCCCAGGCCACCAGUUUGACGAAUAUCCAUUUCGUCAUGUCCCAGGCUUCCAAUACAGCCCAUCAAGGUAUCUGGAUGGAGAACGGAAGCGGGGGUUACAUGGGAGACCUCGUGUUCACAGGUGGCAAGUUCGGUAUGUGGGUCGGAAAUCAGCAAUUCACUGUCCGAAACAUCACCAUCAACAACGCUCAAACCGGUGUUUUCGGUCUUUGGAACUGGGGUUGGACUUUCCAACGUGUUACUAUCAACAAUUGCCAGGUUGGGUUUGACUUGGCUACAGGAGGUUUGACAGAGGACACACAGACUGUCGGGGCUGAGGCUAUCAUCGACGCAGUUGUUACCAACACUCCCAUCUUCGUUCGAACGUCGAGCCCUAGUACCUCCCUUGCUGGAUCAAUCGUCCUUAACAACGUCCAGCUGAACAAUGUCACCACUGCUGUUGGCGUUGUUGGUGGGGCAGUUGUUCUUGCUGGAGGAACGAUGAAGAUUGACUCUUGGGGACAAGGAAAUGUCUAUACUGGAACUAACCCAACAGGACAGUUCGUUAGGAGCAACAUUGUUUCGGCCGCCAAGCCAGCGUCAUUGCUUGACGGAAGUGGAUUCAUUUUUGCAAAGACGCGUCCUCAGUAUGUUGAUUAUUCCACCUCCCAAAUUGUCAGCGUGAAGGAUCACGGUGCGGUUGGCGAUGGGACGACAGACGACACUGCUGCUCUUACCAGUAUAUUCAACCAGUACGCUGGAUGCAAAAUUAUCUUCUUCGAUGCCGGAACGUAUAUCGUCACCAGCACGCUCACUAUCCCUGCUGGUACACAAAUGGUCGGUGAGGCGUGGUCCGUAAUAGCAGGCAAAGGUUCUGCCUUCCAAGAUCAGUCAAACCCCCAAGUCGUCGUUCGGGUCGGUGCCCAAGGUUCUCAAGGCACAGUUGAGAUUUCGGACAUCAUUUUCAGUAGGAUUUAUCUAGCUCCCGGCGCCAUCGUAGUCGAAUGGAAUGUCCAUGAGACCACCCAAGGAGGCACGGGAAUGUGGGAUUCUCAUAUCAGGUUGGGUGGUGCUGCUGGAACCGGACUGGAGCUUGCAACUUGUCCCUCAAGUGGUGCUGGCGGAUACAAUAAUUGCUACGCGGCCUUCCUUGCUCUACAUCUAACAUCUGGGUCGACAGCGUACCUUGAGGGCACUUGGGUAUGGCUUGCUGACCAUGAUCUUGACGGAAACGGUGUCUCACAACUCACCAUUUACUCUGGUCGUGGAAUUUUGUCUGAAUCUGCGGGUCCUGUAUGGCUUAUUGGGACUGCCGAACAUCAUGUCUUGUACCAAUACAAUCUGGUCAACGCACAAAAUCACUACAUGGGCUUGAUUCAGACUGAGACGCCUUACUUCCAGCCUUCGCCUGAGCCGCCUACACCUUUCAGUGUCAAUUCCAGUUACCAUGAUCCUGCAUUUGGAGGUGAAAUCACCAUGGCCCUGGGACUGAGAGUGGCGACGUCCUCUAACAUUAUAGUGUUCGGCGCUGGACUCUACAGUUUCUAUUCCGACUACUCUCAGACUUGCUUGAACUCAAACAGCUGCCAGAUGCACAUGGUCGACAUCGAUUCCGCAUCUUCGAUAACUAUCUACAGCCUUGCUACGGUUGCUUCUAUAUAUCAAAUCAGUAUCAACAACGCGGGUGUCAUCAGCGAAAAUGACAAUGUUGAUGGAUUCGCAUCGCUCACCACCGCUUGGAGUCCCGCGUGA